Molecule: messenger RNA, 1155 nt
Organism: Helobdella robusta
Lineage: Eukaryota; Metazoa; Annelida; Clitellata; Rhynchobdellida; Glossiphoniidae
Exons: 4
Coding region: 1-1155 (384 amino acids)
Source: RefSeq, a predicted model, not a curated record
AUGGCUAUCGAUCUAAUACUGUUUGUUGGCGCAAUUCUCCUACUUGGCUGUCCUGAUUUAUCCGGAUUUAGAUUAGUGAUUGAUUCUGGUAAAACAUUUUUGCAGGACAAAAAAGAAAAGAAGAAGAAGAAGGCAAAGAAAGUUAAGGACAAAAAGUUAGCAGUUGGUGAUGAUGAGGUCUUCAAAAGAAGCAAAGAUGAUGGAGACAUUAAAAAAUACCAAACUCAAGAUGACAAACCAACAAAAUCUGGGGACCACCAUGUCACUACUCCCAUCCCUAUUCCCAAUCCUAAUUUUAGAAAGGUUGGUAGCUGCCUAGAUGAAAAUGGCACAAAUGACAUGAACAACACUAAAGUUAAUUACAACACGGAUGAAAUGAAUGGCAGAGGUGAUUACAAAAAUGCAAACAUCGAUAACAAAAAUAAAAUCAAUCAAACCCAGAGAGCUAACAACAACAAUGACAGCAGCAGAAAUGCAACCAGCUUAACUGACGUUGAUGACUUUAUGAAUAGAAACGACGACUCGCCUGGCCUACUCAAUCAAAUUGACAGUGCUUUCAUGCUUAACAAUGAUACAAAAGUUGUACCAGUAUCACAAAUCCAAACAGAUGUCACAACGCAACAUCAAAUACCAACAGCAGCAACAACAACAACACAGCAUGUUCCUCAGGAGGUGCCAGAAAAACGAAUACCCAGCAAAGAUCAAGAUGUAGAUGACUUUCCGCCAUUUGAACAGGAACAAACACCGUCUAACAACAUUAAUAGUAACAGCACACCGAAAAAUGAUGGCAGCGAAGACAGCGACGAUGACGACAACAAAAGCCUCCUAACGGACUCCGACCUAAACAUCUCAGAGGCCACAUUCUUGGCGGAGGCGGGGCCAAGAGUUAGCUCCACCUGCCUCAACCGAUCACGAGGAACCUUCCAUUCACUUAAGCCUGCCCACGUGCUUGAAAAUGAACUGCUCGAAAAAGCAGCGGCCAAUAGUAUUAAAGAAAGGAAGUUGAACAGUACGAUGCCUGCUAAUUCAUACUACUCUAGAAGCUUCUAUGAGUGUAGUAGUGAUCACAAUUCUGCGACUGUUAACGCCACUGGCGAUGAGAGUGUCUUCAUUGAUGGUACCAGCAAUGCCAGGCUCUCUUUGAAUAUUAAUUAA